This is a messenger RNA of Ruditapes philippinarum (Manila clam), 960 nucleotides long. Its product is annotated as DENN domain-containing protein 3-like. Bases 1 to 672 code for a protein of 223 amino acids. The transcript has 6 exons. NCBI's taxonomy places the organism in Eukaryota, Metazoa, Mollusca, Bivalvia, Venerida, Veneridae. Gene Ontology annotation, molecular function: protein binding. The record is from RefSeq and is a predicted model, not a curated record.
AUGGAAGCUUGGUUCUAUUUACUUAUCUGUCAUUUCUGUAUAUUGUUCUUUGGUUUUGCUAACUGUAGACGUUACUAUUUCAGAAGCGUGUAUACGGCAAGCCUCGACGGGACUAUAAUCAGAUGGAAUUUGCAAAAUUUGGCCGAAGAUAGAAAGAAAAUAAAUCUUAAAACUGCUAUCACAUCCAUUAAAAUAUUCAAAGACAGACUAAUAUGUGGAGGCUUUUCAAGUCUACUUAUAUGUGAUCUAAAUGCAACUUUACUUAAGACAUUGACUAUAACCGAGGACGGUGGCGUGACGGAAAUAAGUUGUUUCCACAAUCUUGAAAACGGUGAGGUAUGGGCUGGCACAAGACAUGAUGGCAAGAUACAUGUAUUUGAUAUUUCAACAGGGCAUGUGAAACAUGUAAUAUCUAUUCCAAAUUGCCGAGGAAUCAGUAGCAUUAAUGUAUUUGAUGACAAGAUCUGGGCUGGUUUAAAACACGGCGAAAUUUAUAUAUAUUUUGUAAAGGAUUACAGCAUUUGGAAACAAUUACAGGGACAUGAAGAUGCAGUUAAAGUUUUGUAUAACAUCAGAGAAAGUAACGACGUUUUGCACAGUUACAUGAUCUCCGGCGCAGGCAGCAAAGAUGGCCGUGUCUGUAUAUGGAAUGCUAAUGAAGAGACGCUGUAACAUUUACGUGUCUUUCUGUGACUUAAAUGUACUGAUCACGUGCCGCCAAGUGAUCACGUGAUAUCUUGAUGUAUCUUAUAAGAAUGUUGAGAAGUACAUCUAAAAGAGCGUUCGAGGCCGAUGGUUAAGGUCGUUGACUUCAAACCACUUUCUCCUCGACGCUGUGUGUUCGAAUCCCUACUGGAACUUUGGAUUCUUUCAUGUCAGGAACCUAUCCAGCUUGAUUACGAACGUCAGUAAAGCUGGAACGUCGCCAAAUGACCUAUACUGUGUCGAUGGCACGUAAAA